Messenger RNA from Lytechinus variegatus (green sea urchin), 4960 nucleotides. RefSeq names its product protein bicaudal C homolog 1-B-like (gene bicc1). Lineage: Eukaryota; Metazoa; Echinodermata; Echinoidea; Temnopleuroida; Toxopneustidae. Gene Ontology annotation, molecular function: RNA binding; protein binding. The coding region runs from base 756 to 4244 and encodes 1162 amino acids. The record is from RefSeq and is a predicted model, not a curated record. The transcript is spliced from 17 exons. Gene Ontology annotation, cellular component: cytoplasm.
AGCAAGAGAGAGAGAGGAAGAGAAAGAGGUUGGGAAGGCAGUGAUUGCAAAAAGUCGAUCUUGUCAGUUCACAUGCAUACAAGGCAUCGAGCCUGUGAUGUUUGCGUUUCCUCUCAGCUAGCAGGAAGACACUGGAAUAGCAUUGAGAGUAGUUCAACUGUCUGACUCCCUUUCAUAGUUUGUUCAUUAUAAGACUAGAACGAGAUAGAACUUUCAGAGAAGACCAACCUCUGCAUGAAGCAACUCUUCUUCGUUAGCCCUGCACGGAAGCCCUGCACGUAUUAUUGAUAUCAUUUUGUUGGAAGGAGGUUGUAUUUCCCUGAACUGUGCGGAGGUGGAGGGGGGUUCGUCAGAGGCACUUGUUGGCUUCACGUUCUGACAGCGUAUCGUGUUUUCCUUCAGAGAUAUAAGGAGACGAGGGGAAAAAUGUUUUGUGGUCACUUCACAGCUUGAGUCCUGAGCCAGGAAACUAGGUUGGAGGGGACAGCCCACCCUAGCCUUGCGAAGUGUCUCCCAAAUAGUGUGUCUUCAGUGAUGAUCGCAGUGAUGGCACCAACAGAUACAUAAUAUUUGUUUAUGGUGGUAUAGGAUCUAAAUAGGAAUUCUACAUUAGGUUUUAGAAGAGUUGCAUAAACCAUGGACUGUUAAACAAGUAGAAAAAGGAGAUCACUUUGGAUUAUUGUCUGGUGUUAUUAUCUGGUGUUGACUAACUGGGAAAGUUUACUUUUGGAACUUAAUCACUACCUCAAGUUUUGAUGAACUCCUUUUGUUAUGACCCUCACAUAAAGGUGGCGGGGAAAUUAUUUCACGUAGCAGCUGCCAAAGAAAAAAUCAUGUCAGUCUUAGACACGAAGAGUAACCGUGUGACGCUGAAGAUGGAUGUGUCGUACACGGAGCACUCUCACGUCAUCGGCAAAGGGGGCGCUAUAAUCAAGAAGGUGAUGGACGACACCAAGUGCCACAUCCAUUUCCCGGACUCCAAUAGAGGGAGUCAGCAAGAGAAGAGUAACCAGGUCUCGAUAGCGGGACAGAUUGCUGGUGUGGAACAGGCACGGGCUAAAAUCAGGGAAUUACUACCACUAGUGCUAAUAUUUGAGCUGCCAAUUUCCAUGGGGGUGGCCCCCUCCAUGAACUCCCCCAUCGUGCAAGAAAUAGUACAGACCUACAAGGUGGCCGUCAACAUGAAGCAGAGGGGCCGGGGCUAUUCCACUACGGUGACGGUGAGGGGUGCCGUCAACAAUGCCAGAGGGAUGAAAGAAGGGAUAAGCAGGUUGAUGGAACAUUUGACUGGAACAGCAGGGGGCACGUUACCGGUAAGCACGCAGAUCGAGAUAUCCCCACAGCAUCAUCAAUUCAUGAUGGGACGAGGAGGAUUGAACAUCAAGCAGAUCACGCAGUGUACGGGGGCCAGCAUCCAUUUUCCUGAUCCAAACAGCUCUCAGAAGAAAAGCUCAGUCUUUGUCUCCGGAAGCAUUGACUCGGUGAUCGUUGCGAGGCAUCUGUUGAUGGGAUGUCUUCCUCUGGUGUUGAUGUUUGACAUGAGAGAAGAAGUGGAUGUUCAUACCACCAAACUGGCUCAACUAAUGGAACAAUUGGACAUCUUCAUCAGUAUCAAACCUAAACCAAAACAACCAAACAAAUCUGUCAUUGUGAAAAGCAUUGAAAGAAAUGCUCCCAACAUGUACAGAGCAAGGCAGAUGCUCCUUGGUCAGGAGUGUGAAAGUUGUGCCGUCAAUGCCAAUCCUUCCCUCGGCAUGAAUGGAACAUGCCUGCCUGUGCAUGGCUAUAAUGUGGGCACAGUUGGUCUCCUUGGGCACCAUCAAGGAUCCAUACCGGGUCUCACUACCACCGUCCUUCCCACCCUUAACGGAUUAGCUAACCUUAAUAACCGCAAUGCACUGCAUCUCACCAAUACUUCCACCACACCACAGACACAGUGGACGCUGCAGAAUAUACCCACUAGUCUCGCAUCAGGUUUGACGAAUGCAACGAUGACUCCUGUUCUUGUACAACAGCCGGUUAAUCCUCUCUUGCUGACGUCACCUAGAGGAUCCAUCAGCUUCACUGCCAAUGCUGCAUCCAAUCCUGUAGUCACCAACCCAUCAAUGUCACCUUCAAAUCCCACCGCUGUCACCAUUCCAACUGCUGUGCACACCAUCCCUAAUGUCACCCCCAUGCAAGCGACAUUGCCUGUUGCCUCUGGUGUUCAAGCCGUAGCACCGUCCAACCCAACGAUGGGUAUGCCAACAUUACAGACUGCCCUGCCUACUAGCCCCACAGGGGUUCAAGUCCCCCAAGGCUUAGGCUCUGCCAAUCAGACAGUUCUGCAGCCUGGUCUGCCUCAAGGGAAUCCAAGUGCAGCUUCUGUACAGCCAAGCAUAGUAGGAAAUCCCACCGCUGCCACCAAUAUUCAACAAUCAUUACCAAUGAGUUCUGCUGCAGUGAUGCAGCCACCAUCAACAAGCCAGCAGACACCAGUGUUCCCUACACCUGGAUUACUACCUCAACAGACUCUUCAGGCCACUAUGCAACAGAUGCAAGGUGCCCUCAACCAAGCGGCGCGUGACCAGCAGCAACCUCCUCUCCAGAUGACUAUCAACACCAGCAUUCCACCACCACCUCUCCCCCAGGACUUCUUCAACAACCUGAACAUGGCCAGUAGCGCCGCUGCUGCUGCUUCAUCUGCAGACCAGCCCCUAUUCUCAGAAGCGCCUGCAUACACGACAACGCCUCACACGCCGCCGCCGCCUCCUGGGUUCGCCAAGCGGGAUCCAAUGACUGUGACAUCACAGCUAGCUCAGCUGGAACUGAAUGAUAUCACUGCUAGAAACCAAUUUACUAGUAUGUGCAAUAAUAACAACCACAUGAAGGACUUGAUGAUGCAGCUGAAAAGCAUGCAAAUGACACCAUUGCCAAAUUCAGAUACAAAGUGCCCAUCUAACCAAAGUAGCAGCCAGCCACCGACCCCAAGAGACCCUGGCUCCAUAGACCUCAUCACCACGGUAACGCCCCCACUGGGUCAGCUGGGUCAGUCCUCGGACAGGACCCUUGACCACAGCGGAAGCAGCAGCGGUCAGAGCAUGCCUAGGAGUCCGACAAGCUUUGUAGACUUAGUGCUGUCACAGAACAACAACUGCUCACCGAGUAGCAGUAUGAAACUACAGAACACAAGUUUUUCACCAAACAAUAGCAGCCAUGACCUUUCAGGCAUGUUGGGUGGCCAUCGAAGGUCACUCACUCCAGACGAAUCAUCAGUCUCUCUCUUCUCUAACAGCAAUGGUAGUGUCACCCUCAAUGGAUAUGGCACGAGAUCCUCUGAAUCAGGAUGCGAUUCUGAUAGCUCCGAUAAGCGUGCUCCAGGCUGUGAGAGGAGGGAGAGGAGACGGGAGAGAAAGCUUGAGCAGGAGCAGCAGGAGAACCAAGAGGGAGCCGACUCAAAGGAUCAAUCUACUCCAUAUGGAGAGGACUAUGACAAGAAGAAGUUCCUGGCAACUAAAGCAAUGAAGAAGAAACCAAUGGCUCCUGAGGUUCGUGUCCCUACUGAUCUUUGGAGUGGUCUGGGAUUCUCCAAGUCCAUGCCAGAGUCGGCCAUCAGGGAGGCACGGAAGACCAACGGUUUCUCGCUCUUCCAGAUGGAUUCUAAUCCACUACCGACAACCUACGAGACACCCAACCAGGAGCAGGGUGAACAGGGAGAGGAUCCCUCCUCAUCGACCACCUCGUCGACCACCAGCUCAUGGCCUCCUGGUAGGUUGAACGAUGACCCUCCUCCCAGCGAGGUUUCUAACGGUGGCUUUGAUACCACACCUGGCUAUGUCAAGAAGAAGAAAACUACUACUUUCAGCGACAUAAGUUGCAGUAACUACAUUGAGAGCACAACAUUGCCCAAGUCAAGCAAGGGGUUGUGGACGGCGAAGGACCUCAAUGCAUCCCUCUCAUACAGACCCGACCUUGGGGAUAUCUUCAUGAAUCUUGGUCUGGGGAAAUAUACAGACGUCUUUCAGCAACAAGAGAUUGAUCUAUCAACGUUCCUAACAUUGACUGACAGAGACCUCAAGGAAUUGGGUAUCACCACUUUCGGAGCCAGGAGGAAAAUGUUACUAGCUAUCUCAGAUCUCAACAAAACCACCAAGGAUUCCCUUGCCCCUCAGACGUCCAAUGCCAAUCAGGGUUACCAUGGAAACACACCUAGCAACGGUUUCAUCACGGGACAGUCCAACCAGCAUACAACGUCAUGUUGGUAGUGUGUGUACGGAGGAAGGUUACGGAUGCCAUGGCCUUGAAGACAAUCAGAUAAUAUCUUCAGCAGCAUCAAACAUGGGCUGUUCCGGUUAGUCUUAGCUUGAUAUUGGGGGGAUGCCUAGCUUAAUUUUUAUAGUUAGAAGACGCCCCUGCUUUUUUGGCAAUACAGAUAAUUUUUAUGGUCUAGGGUGUAAUAUAACGAGAUAAAGUCACUAUUUAUACUUGAUUGUAACACAAAAAUUGCAAGCGUAUGUACAGAUUUAUCAGGGUAAUACAAGAUAUAGCAGUCAGAUCUGACAACUAUGUCAUUGGCUGGCAUCUUGUCCUUGGUUUGAUUGGCCAAUAAGCACUGGCCUCUGACUGUUACUAUGGUAACUGGCAGACAUUGACAACUUCCAUCCACAACAUUAACGACCUCAGCGUUGACAAGCUUCGUGAAAAAAAUACAUAGGACUUGGUGCAUGUGCAAAUGUGACGAUGUAAAACAUGAGAACAAUAGCGCUAUGACAUUUAACUAUUAUAUGGAUGGUUGACCAUUGAGGUUACAGAACUCAUGAGCACUAAGUGCUGAAAGAAGAAGAAAAUAAAGAUGUACAAGAAAGAAUUUUCACAUAGAUAUCAAGGUUUCCUUUGUUGGAACAUGCUCUUGAGUCAUUACUUGUAUUUCUUUUGUUAAUUGCGCACAAGCAUCUAGAUCUUGCUUGUGCAAUAUAUUAAU